This is a messenger RNA of Vespula vulgaris, 3817 nucleotides long. Its product is annotated as acetyl-coenzyme A transporter 1. Gene Ontology annotation, molecular function: acetyl-CoA transmembrane transporter activity. The record is from RefSeq and is a predicted model, not a curated record. Bases 462 to 2018 code for a protein of 518 amino acids. The transcript is spliced from 9 exons. Gene Ontology annotation, cellular component: membrane. NCBI's taxonomy places the organism in Eukaryota, Metazoa, Arthropoda, Insecta, Hymenoptera, Vespidae.
AAUAUAACUGACGUGUCCUACUAUACAAAUAACGUGGCAAUCGGUAACUGUCAGUAGUCACGAUAGUUUCGUUCAUAGAUCGAGUGCUUGAAUGUAUCAUAUUAGAAUAUUUACUCUUAUCUAUUUUGACAAAGUGUACUAUUAUUAUAAUUAAAUCCAAUUUAUAAGAAAAAAUUCUCAAUCUGUCAGUUACUUGAACACGUCAUUUAAGGUUAUAUAUGCAACGAACAUUGCAUUAGGUAUAUCAUGUAUUAUUUAUUUAUUUUCAAAUCAGAAAUAAAUUAAUUUCUGCAAUAAGCAUAAUAUGUGGUCAUCGUGUGAAGUAACAGCUUUUAUGGAGAUAUAUGAGAAUGAAAUCUGAUUUUUAGGUUGUCACGUAAGUCUACGGGAAAUAUUAGUGUUUUCAAUAACACACUAAAAAUUUGCCCUUUUGUCGUAAAAUUUCGAGACGUUAAAUUUCUAUGAUGGGAACGAAUUUAAGAAGGAAAACUGAAAAAAACGAUGCCAUGGAAGAAGGUGUUGCGGAACAUAAUCACAUUCAUGAUAAAGCUGAUAUACGUGGAGAUGAAAAAAAUAUAGCUAUACUCUUUUUCUUAUAUCUGUUACAAGGAAUACCUCUCGGUUUAUGUGGCUCCAUUCCUAUGUUAUUGCAAAAUCGAGGUGUUUCCUAUCGGCAACAGGCGGAGUUUAGUUUUGUACAAUGGCCAUUUUCGUUAAAACUAUUUUGGGCACCAAUAGUAGAUUCUGUUUUUUAUCAAAAGUUUGGACGCCGGAAAACAUGGCUGAUACCUACCCAAUAUAUGAUGGGUAUGUUUAUGCUAGUACUAUCUGGACAUGUUGAUCAUUGGUUGGGUAAAGAAAAUGAAAAGCCAAAUAUUGAAAUGCUGACUGCAUUAUUUUUUGCUUUGAAUGUACUUGCUGCUACUCAGGAUAUUGUAGUAGAUGGUUGGGCUCUUACGAUGCUUAAAAGAUGUAAUGUAGCAUAUGCAUCGACAUGCAAUAGCGUUGGCCAAACUGCAGGUUACUUUAUAGGCUAUGUUCUUUUUAUGGCAUUAGAGUCUGCUGAAUUUUGUAAUGGAUAUUUAAGAUCAGUUCCAUCGAACGAAGGAAUUUUAACUUUACCUGGAUUUUUAUAUUUCUGGGGUUGGAUAUUUAUUGUUACAACGACAUUUAUUGCUCUUUUGAAAGGUGAAAAUAAAGAAAAAGUUGGUAAAGGUGAAGAGUUGAAUACAGAUAUUAGACAUGCAUACAAGUUACUUUGGGAUAUUGUUAAAUUACCUUCAAUAAAAACAACAAUUAUAUUCUUGUUGACAGCUAAGAUUGGGUUUUCCGCUUGUGAUGCUGUAACAGGUUUAAAAUUAGUAGAAGCUGGUAUACCUAAAGAAAAGUUUGCAUUAAUGGCAGUACCUAUGACACCGCUACAAAUAUUUCUACCAUUAGCUAUUUCUAAAUAUACUGUUGGUCCGAGACCUAUGGAUAUAUAUAUGAAAGCAAUGCCUUACAGGCUUGCUUUUGGACUAAUUGCAGCAUGUUUGGUGUGGAUCACACCAUAUAUUAUAAAUAAUGGACAAGUUCCAAUGUAUUAUUUUAUUAUAUUGAUUGUUCUUUAUCUUAUACAUCAGAUAUCUGCAAGUUGCAUGUUCGUAGCAUCUAUGGCAUUUUUUGCAAAAGUCAGUGAUCCUGCUGUUGGAGGUACUUACAUGACAUUAUUAAAUACAUUAUCUAAUCUUGGUGCAAACUGGCCUGCAACAGCAGCUCUUUGGUUUGUUGAUCCUUUAACACUUAGACAAUGUAGUACAGAUGCUUCCAAUGAUUGUAGUACACUUGCGGAAAAACAGUUAUGCACAAGUACCAAUGGUGGUACUUGCAUUAUGCAGCUUGAUGGAUAUUACAUAGAAAGUUUACUUUGCUUAAUAAUAGGAUUCUCUUGGCUCAGGUGGGGUAAACGAAAAGUAAACUUUUUACAAGCUAGGCCAAUAUCAGCUUGGAAAAUCAAUCUAACUCGGCAAAAUAGAUAACACAACGUAUCAGUGUUAAAAUUCAUUAAUGCUGUACCUGUAAUUAUUAGAAAAUAACAUAAUGACUUAAUGCGUAUAUAUCUACCACACGUGGUAUAUGUGCAUUCGUUACGUGCUGCACAUUCAUGAAGUGUUCCAACUUUAUUAACUGGUAAUUGAAUGUAAGAAAUUUUCAUUAAUUUAUUCGACAGUUAAAUACAUUAUUGUGUAUACUUAUAUAAAUUUAUUAUAUAUUUUUACAUCAAUAAAAUAAAACCAUACGGCACAAUAUGAGUGAAAGAACUUGAUAUUAUAGGAGAUACAUAAAAAAUUUCUCUCACAAUUUAUAGCACAAUAAGUGGCUUAUGUUGAAUCGUCAACAUUCAUUUAAUAGAUCAAUGUUGUGAGAUCUAUAAUAUAAAGUCUUCACUUUUGUUAUGGCAAUUAUGCACUGGGAAUAAAUAAUGUAAUGAUCAUUAAAAAUUAAUAUUUAACUUUUUUGUAUAAAAGUCCUUUACUUUAUCAUUUUAUUAAAGCUUAUCUUAUAUAUUAUAAAAAUUCUUAAGCAGUAUUUACUAACCUGUGCACCUUGUUUAAUACAAAUAUGAUUAUUUUAUAUUAGCAAUUAAAAAUUUAUUAUCUGUACUUACAUAAAUUUCUCUUACUUCUAUAAGAUUCUCUUAUUUCUAUAACUUAUAAUAAAUAUAAGAUGCAUAUUAAAAUAAUAAAAAUUUCCUUUAUAAAAAAUUAUGAAAGUUCUAGUUGUAAGUAUAUUUAUAAAUUUUGCUAUUUUAUAAAAAAAAAAAUAUAUAAAUCUACGAAAUAAAUUGAUGUUCUUCCAACAAAUUAGCAAAUGUUCUGAUGAAAUUAAUCGAGAUUACUUACCAAAAUGUAGCAAUAUUUCUGUGUAAAUUUAUUAUAAAUUAUAACGAUUAUUUUGAAUUAUUGUAAUCUACAUAUAUAAGAAUACUAGUAAACAAAAGUAGGAAUGUGGGUCAAAAUAAAAUUAAAGAAAGGAACAUACUUCAAUUAUUACAAUUAUUUUACAACACGUCCUACUUUUUAUUAAUAUUAUUAUUAUUAUUAUUUAUAAUCAUUUUGAAAAACAUCAAAUGAAAUUCAAAUAGUGUAAGAUAUAAGUGCCAGAAAAAUAUUACUCGUGACAUAUUUUGUAAACAAACGACCUAAUAAUUAAUUUCUUUAAUAUAUUCCACUUUUAACCACAGCAUCCAGGUUUUGGUGUAUGUGAAUCGGAAUCAAUCGUUGCUCUUUUCUUUAGAAACAUCUUCGAAGGAUGAUCGUCAUUUUUGAUAGCAGAAAUUAGCAUCGAUGGUUUUUUACUGGCAGCUUCAAGUCGAUGCUAAAAUUAAAAAAUAAAUCAAAUAAACUUAUAUAACGUUAUUGAUGAGUACAUUAUCUAUAAUUAAGAAAAAACGUAUAUUUUAAAUUAAAUUAUUAUAUAUAUAUAUAUCAUUACGUAAUGCAAUAUUUUUUCUUUCAAACAGGGAACUUCAGAUAAAGAAGCAUGAUCGCCAUCAUGCUGGAUGUUUCGAGCGAAGACGAUACUAAAGAUCAUCAUGAAGAAAGCCAGUCGUAGAAACAUUUCAUCAAAGUUAAAAAGACAACGAAAUAAAAUCAAAAAUAAUUUUUGUUUUAGUGUCAACUACUUUGUUAAUCGAGCACGAAUGAACACUCUAUCGAUCAAAUACGAUCCUCUAUAUUUAAAAGGACGGCUAACUACGAUAACGUUAAUGAAUCAUUUUUUUAACGUCGUGUAUUACCAUAUUUCUUUUAUGUUUAAUAAAUUGUUUAGAAAAGAA